Molecule: messenger RNA, 1302 nt
Organism: Perognathus longimembris pacificus (Pacific pocket mouse)
Lineage: Eukaryota; Metazoa; Chordata; Mammalia; Rodentia; Heteromyidae
Product: basic salivary proline-rich protein 2-like
Exons: 1
Coding region: 1-1302 (433 amino acids)
Source: RefSeq, a predicted model, not a curated record
AUGUCCAGCCCGGCUCAGCCCGGCUCGCCGCAGCCCCUGCUGGCCGGUCUGGAGCCAGACGCCCCAGCCCCGGAGCCUCUAGAGGUCACGCAGGCGCCUAGACCAGCUCCAGCAGGAGAACUUCCUGACCCCCCGGGGCCCCACGCCCACCUCGAAACCCCAGCCCGGCCCCGCACGUCGGCUGCGGCGGGGUGCUCCACGCGGGUCCCCGCACACUUCCAGCCCCCCCACACCCCGCCAGCGCCUGCGGGCCCCCCACACACACCCCCCCGGGCACAGCGCUGCGCCAGGAGCCGGGCCGGGUGCGCUCGGCCCCGCUCUCCCCAGCCACGGUCCGGGGCCGCGGGGCUCGGCGGCCAAGGCGGAGGGGAGGAGGGAAAGCACCGGGAAGAAGGCGGAGCAGGCGGCGGGGCGCUCGCACUUGCCUGGAAAGCGCCUCCUCUAGAGAGAGAGAGAGGGAAAGAAGGGCUUCCCCGACGAGGAAACGCCCCGAAGAGGCCCCCAGGGCCGCCCCAACCCCCGACACCCCCGCCCCCCCACAACACCCCACCACCACCAAACCGCCCUUGCCGAGCGCCGCGGCCCCGGGGCAGGUUAUCCGAGCUGCCACCCCGGCCCGCGUUCCGAAAGCGGAUCCUAGAGGAUCGGCCCCCGGGGCUGGCACGGGGACUCGCGCCCCGGGCGCCCCCAGCUCGAGCAACAGGCAGAGAGCCUCGGGCUCCCGCGGCGGGCUCCCGGGACGAGGACGCGGACGGAAAGGCGCCCGAAGCUGGCAGCCCCGACCCCAUGCUGGGGUCCCCCCCUCCACCCCCCACGGCAGUCAGUCCCUGGCCACCGCACCACCUGCCCGAUCGGCAUCCGCCACCUGAACCCACGAGGCCCCCACCGGAGCCGCCACAAAGUAAGGGGGAGGUGGGCGCGCGAGGCGAUAAAGUUGAGGGGUCACCCCGGGAAGUCUCUGGAAGCCGCGGGGAAGCCGCGGGGCCGUUAGCAGGUACCUGCAGGAUGCGUCGGGCUCGCUCUCCGCCGGCGACGCCACCCGCGCUCCGGUGCUGCAGGGAUCAGCUGGGCGGCGCGGCCCCGCGCGCGCCGGCCGCCGCCGCGGCCCAGGGGGGGGAGCUGGGUGGCCCCAGCCGGUCGGCCCCGGGUCAGAGUCCCGCCCGGCUGGAGCUGCGGGCGGGGCCGGGCGGGGCCGCCGCGCCGUCACCGCCCCGGGGCUCUCAGCUCCGCCCGUCUCCUGGCACCCAGCCUGGCAGGAGGGAGCCCUUGGUCUUCCCUGGCCCCGGGCGCGCUGGUGGUUGA